This is a messenger RNA of Pseudophryne corroboree (corroboree frog), 1446 nucleotides long. RefSeq names its product olfactory receptor 51G2-like. Gene Ontology annotation, biological process: G protein-coupled receptor signaling pathway. The record is from RefSeq and is a predicted model, not a curated record. Gene Ontology annotation, cellular component: plasma membrane. Bases 1 to 1446 code for a protein of 481 amino acids. Gene Ontology annotation, molecular function: G protein-coupled receptor activity; olfactory receptor activity. Lineage: Eukaryota; Metazoa; Chordata; Amphibia; Anura; Myobatrachidae. The transcript is spliced from 6 exons.
AUGUUGCCACUGAACAGCAGCCAUAUUCCAGCAACAUUCAUCUUGUUGGGCUUCCCUGGUCUGGAAGCCAUCUAUGGCUGGAUCUCCAUUCCAUUCUGCUUUAUGUUAAUCAUAUCAUUUGCUGCGAAUGGGCUACUUCUUCAUGUGAUUAUUAGAGACUACAAACUCCACCAGCCAAUGUACCUAUUCCUCUCCAUGCUGGCCAUCACAGACAUCCUCUUCUUGCUUUCUACAUGUCCAACGAUGCUAGGUAUUUUCCUCUUACACUGCCAGAGCAUUAGAUCUGAAGCUUGUCUCUUACAGAUGUUCGCUCUCCACAUCCAGGUCAUAAUUGAGUCCUCAGUAUUGGUAGCUAUGGCCUUUGACCGAUAUGUAGCCAUCUGCCAGCCUCUAAGAUACACAUCCAUUCUUAGCAAUUCUGUUAUAACCAAGGUUGGCUUGUUCUCUGUCCUCCGGGGAACUGUGAUGCAUGCUCCCUUAGUGACUAGCCUCCUGUUUCUGCCAUACUGCAAAGGUAAUCAUCUGUCCUAUUCUUUCUGCUUACACCAAGACCUUAUGAAGUUGGCCUGUGAUGAAACCAAUACCUUCAACAUCAUGUAUGGCCUCGCAGUCAUCAUCUGCAGCUUUGCUUUGGAUUUGGCCAUUAUUAUACUAUCUUACAUCCUCAUAAUUAGAGGUGUGCUUGAUGUUACCUCAGAAAUGGAGCAGAAAAGAUUAUUUAACACAUGCGCCUCUCAUCUCUUAGCUGUUUUCUUUUUCUAUCUUUCUAACCUGGCAUCAAGUGUAUCAAACAGAUACAUUCCGAUGAAUCCGCUAUUUACAACUGUUGUGACCAAUACUUUAAUGUUUGUUUGCCCCUUGCUGAACCCCAUCACUUACAGCAUCAAGAACAAACAGAUCCAUGAUAGCUUGUAUCAAGCGUUCCACAAACGUGGCACUAUGUCCUAUGAGAACCGUAAGUUUCUUUCCGGCUUCAUCAGCCUGUACCGCGAGGAGGAGUGUCUGUGGCUGACGUCCUCACCAGACUACAGCAACAAGCAGAAGAGGGAGGCUGCUUAUACCCGCAUGAUAGACAUUUUUUUAAAACUAUAUGAAAUUAGUCUUAGAGUGGGUCCGAAAGAAAAUCGCAAGGUGGAGGAGUCCAAGAGGUCAGGGGCCGGUGCAGACAAGGUGUAUGUGCCGCAGCUGUGGUACUACAAAGAUCUCCACUUCCUCCUGGAGAAAAGGUCAGCUACGGAGUCCCUGGUGGUGAUGGCCGAGUUCGAGGAGGGAAGUCUGGACGUGGAGGAGACCGAAGGGGCACCUGAAGAAGACCUCAGCCGUACCCCUGCCCUCAUCAACACCUCCCCAGGGGAACCAACCUCUCCGCAGCGACCUACUGGCAAGAGGAAGCCACGGAAAACAAAAUUUAUAGAAGACCCUCUACUAGCGGAGGCCCGUUCAUAG